Messenger RNA from Phialemonium atrogriseum, 1907 nucleotides. Its product is annotated as putative major facilitator superfamily transporter protein. Gene Ontology annotation, cellular component: membrane. The record is from RefSeq and is a predicted model, not a curated record. Gene Ontology annotation, molecular function: transmembrane transporter activity. Bases 207 to 1598 code for a protein of 463 amino acids. The transcript has a single exon. Lineage: Eukaryota; Fungi; Ascomycota; Sordariomycetes; Cephalothecales; Cephalothecaceae. Gene Ontology annotation, biological process: transmembrane transport.
CGCCACGCACUUGACCUUGAGUCAGAAUAGGGGGGAAAGCAAGAAUUGAGGAAUACAUGCCGAGCCGCUUCGGAGCGUGGCCUUCCCAACUGCUAUAAAUCGGGAGUGCUCCACUCUUGGAACGUAUCUCGACGGCCUCCUCUCUGGCAUUGAGAUUGAGCUAUUCCCCAAAGGUGUGAGACAGUGAAACCCAUCAACGAGCGACAAUGGAGAAAGAACUUGGGGUAGAGAAAGAGCUUGGAGCAUCUUACUCAGACUCAGACCGGCAGGAAGAAAUCCGGCAAGGAGAAAAAUCCUUCGAAGCCGUGGCCUUGGCUCCCGAUGCCCCGCCAGCAGCCACCUCGGACGAAACCGAAGAGCCGACGCCGGCGCCGGCGGCCAAUGGCGGAAUACCGGACGGUGGGACCCAAGCCUGGCUCCAAGUUCUUGGCAGCUGGGUGAUCCUAGUCAACACCUGGGGUCUUGUCAACAGCUUCGGCGUCUUCCAGACCUACUACGAGACGGAUCUGCUGAAGGCCAGCUCGUCGUCCAACAUCUCGUGGAUCGGAUCCGUGCAGGCGUCGCUGCUGAUGCUCGUGGGCGUCGUGUCGGGCCCGCUGUACGACGCCGGCUACUUCCGGCACCUGAUCGUGGCGGGCCUGGUGCUGAUCGUGUUCGGCCAGUUCAUGACAUCGCUGUGCACGCAGUACUGGCAGGUACUGCUGGCGCAGGGGUUCUGCAUGGGAAUUGGCAUGGGCCUCACCUUCCUGCCCAGCGCGGCGAUCCUGAGCCAGUACUUCUCGCGGCGGCGGGCCCUCGUCCUGGGCAUCAGCUCGAGCGGCAGCCCGCUGGCGGGCAUCGUCCUCCCCAUCAUCUUCAGCCGGCUCGAGCCCGUCGUCGGCUUCGGCUGGGCCACGCGCGUCAUCAGCUUUGUCCUGCUGGCCAUCAGCGCCGUGCCCGUGGUCUUUAUGCGCACGCGCGUGCCGCCGUCGGCGCGGGGUGCGAGGGCGCUGGUCGACUGGACGGCGCUGCGCGACGCGCCGUUCGUCGUCUUCGUGGCGGGCAACGUCUUCGCCUUCCUGGUGCUGUACGUGCCCUUCUUCUACACGCAGCUGUUCGCUGUCGACCACGCCAUCGCCGACCCGGGCUGGGCCCCCUACCUGGUCACGCUGCUCAACGCCGGCAGCGUGGUGGGCCGCAUCGUCCCAAACGCGCUUGCCGACCGCCUCGGCAGCCUCAACAUCAUGGCCUCUUGCACGGCCGCCAGCGCGGUGCUGGCGUUCGCGUGGCUGGGCAUCCACAACCUGGGCGGGCUCAUCGCCUUCGCGCUGCUCUACGGCGCCUUCUCCGGCGGCGUCGUCAGCCUUACCCCGAGCGUCGUCGUCGCGCUGUCGCCGGACAUGGGCCGCGUCGGCGCGCGCAUGGGCAUGAGCUUCCUGGCCACGGGUAUCUCGAUCCUCAUCGGUACGCCCAUCGCAGGGGCCAUCCUCGGCGACUUCUCCGAGUCGCGGUGGUUGGGCACCAUCGGCUAUGGCGCCGCUGGCCUCCUGCUGGCCGCGCUGCUGCAUGUGGCUGCGAGGUUCGUGUUGUAUAGGAAGAACGGGGUGUUAAGAGCGUGAGAGGCCAUGCUUAAUGUUUCAAGACGGCAACAAACAGCCUUUCCUUGUUUGCAUCGCGCGGAGUACCAUAUUUGCAUUUGCGGCUUGGGACUGGCAUUCGGCUGGAUAUACAUCAUGUUAUAGACAUAUCGGACCGGAUAGCCUGGUGAAGAUCAGAGUUGGGGAUGGAUAACUCUCAUAUGUAGUACUUAAUAGGUUUCUAAUUGCCACCCUGCUUUCAGACGUGCCUGGAACUUCAACCUCUGCUCUCUUAUAGUCGUGGAAACGCUCGCAUCAUGCCAACUCGACGCUAGAGAAUGAUAAUGAAGG